AUGUCUGCUACUUCUUCAAGUGGUGACGUAAAUAAAGUUCUAGUUUUACCAAAGCCAACGACUAAUGCAUCACCACCACCAGCAUCGAGUGGGUUUAACGCAAGGACCCUGUGGCCAGAUCUGAUAGAAACUCCAGAAAACCGGUGGGUUUUUGAGUGCAAAGAUAUUAUCGAAAAGAUAGGGACUAAUGAACCGAUAGCAUUGGAAAUGAAGAAAAAUAUGGAAAAAUGUUUGAUGUAUUUCUACACACUUAAGAAAAAACUGAACCUCUUUGAUCACACUUACACAGCAUCGUGCAUUCUCUUCUAUAGAUAUUGGUUUGUAUAUGGAAUACCAACGACGAUAACCGAAUGUAUACAUAUAUCACAGGGGAUUCUGGUGACUGCAUGCAAAACGAUGGAGAAUAAUAGGCCCAUAGAGGCCUAUGUUAAGGCUACCUGUGAUUUUUUAAUGCAAAGUGUACCGUCUUUGAAAAGUCGAACAAAUAUCGAUAAACUGAAAUGGGAAUUCAGAGAUAAGUUAGUGACAAAUGAAAAAAAAAUCUUGUGUUUAUUUGGAUUCGAUUUAAAUAUUGGUAAUCCAAAGGAGUUAAUUGAAGAAGUAUUCAGCGGCUAUUAUAGAUUCAACAGGGAUCACAAUUUGCCAGAAAAUUUCAAGAAAGCUUUUCCAAAAAUUCUACAAGAAUCAAGAAAUUUUAUGGUGCAAGCUGUCACCCAACCCGUUUCUUUAUUGUGUGACGGUUUCACUUUCAUCGCUUUAUCUCUCAUAUAUUGUGGUUUAGAGUAUAAAAAACUUGUCGACAAAGAUUUCAGAUAUCCAAAAAACUUUUUUAAGGAUAGAUUUCCUAUUGAAGUCACGCCGGAUAAUUUCGCUAAUAUCUUCACCGAUUAUAAGUUACUGGAGGAGAAUUUUUUCAAUUUGAAAAGUAAUAAGGGUGCCAAGUUACAAAUUGAUGCAAGGAUGAUCCAUUCUGUGAUUGAUGAAAGUAUAAAUGUGGAAAAUGAGACUUCAGAACUCUCUGAUCCAUUCAACUACGACUUGAUCAAAUCUGGUGAGGUGAAAGAAGAGUUUUUAAACCAUAUUGAAACUAGGGUUGCAGAUUUAUUAGAGAAGACUAAACAGGAAAGUACGAAGAGAAAGGCUAAAGACCCUGUAAGAGUCCCAGAUGCUAAAAAACCCAAAAUAUAA
Molecule: messenger RNA, 1188 nt
Organism: Saccharomyces mikatae IFO 1815
Lineage: Eukaryota; Fungi; Ascomycota; Saccharomycetes; Saccharomycetales; Saccharomycetaceae
Gene: BUR2
Product: Bur2p
Exons: 1
Coding region: 1-1188 (395 amino acids)
Source: RefSeq, a predicted model, not a curated record